AUGUUUGCAUUUUCUCGGAAAGGAAAGAAGCUUGGCAGAGUUAAAGUUCAGCUUUCUGACUCUACUCAGGGUACACGUAGUCCUGUUCGGCAACCCAAACGCACAAACAAUUCCCAUGGACAGGGUGAUAAUGUUACAACUGGAAUCAAUGAUUCCGAUGAUAAUAAUCAAUGUUCAUCCAUUGCACCUUCGCUAGACACUUCCAAUUCCAACAACAAUGAAGGAUGGAAAAAGCUUUCCACUACUGGAGAUAAGCCUACACCUCGCUUCAAUCAUGCAGCAGCUGUAAUUGGAAAGAAGAUGAUUAUUGUUGGUGGUGAAUCUGGAAACGGAUUAUUAGAUGAUGUACAGGUUCUCAAUUUUGAAAAUUUUUCAUGGACAACAGCUUCAUCAAGAUUGUACCUUUCACCGUCUAAUCUUGCACUCAAGAUUCCAGCAUGCAAGGGUCAUUGUUUGGUUCCUUGGGGAAAGAAAGUGCUUUUGAUUGGAGGGAGAACUUCUCCACCAAGUGACAGAGUAUCAGUGUGGGCUUUUGAUUCAGAAACAGAAUCUUGGUCACUUAUGGAAGCAAAAGGAGACAUCCCUGUUGCACGAAGUGGGCACAGUGUAGUUAGGGCAGGAUCUGCUUUAAUCUUAUUUGGAGGUGAAGAUAUGAAAAGAAAAAAAUUAAACGACUUACAUAUGUUUGAUCUCAAGUCACUCACAUGGCUUCCUCUUCAUUGCACGGGACCUGGGCCUUCUUCAAGAUGUAAUCAUGUUGCAGCUUUGUAUGAUGAUAAAUUGCUUCUUGUGUUUGGAGGAACUUCAAAGUCUAAAUCUUUGAAUGAUUUAUACUCACUUGACUUUGAAACGAUGAUGUGGUCAAGAAUCAAGAUUCGUGGCUUUCAUCCAUCACCUCGAUCUGGUUGUUGUGGAGUGUUAUGUGGGACAAAAUGGUACAUUGCAGGAGGUGGCAGCAGAAAAAAAAGGCAUGCAGAGAUAUUAGUGUAUGAUAUCUUGAAGCUAGAGUGGUCUGUUGUUCAUUCAUCAUCUCAACAAUCUAUCACCACCAACAAGGGAUUUAGCCUUGUGCUUAUACAAAAGAAGGAAACAGAAUAUCUGGUUGCAUUUGGAGGUCUUAAGAAGGAGGCAUCAGACCAGGUUGAGGUAUUGAUGAUGGAAAAUCAUGAAGUAUCCAUGAGUAGACGAACAACCCUUGUAUCUGAGAAACGUUCUUCUUCUGGACUUGGUUCGGGGGGUAGUUUUGGAAAACAAAAUUUAGCUUCUGUAAUUGAACAUCAUGGGUCAGGUAGGAAAUCUUUGUCAGAAUCUUUAUUAGUGGAUUCAAAUCCUGGCAAUGGUAAUGUCUCACUCCGGAAAGAACAUGAUGAUGACAUGGCAUUGAAACUUUCAAGAAAUAUGGAAGAUGAAAGAUCCUCAUUGCCAAUUGGUGAGACUUGUUCACCGGAAACCACAGAGAAAGAACGGAAUGAGGAUUCCAUUCCGUUCCAAGAAACGGAUGGAAAGACGGGAUUCUUUCCGGCUUCUUCAAGUAUAUAUCAGUUGUAUGAAAUAAAGAUGUCUGCUUUAAUGAGAAAGAAUGGAAUUCUUGAAGGAAAAUUAGCAGCUGCUGAAAAGAAUCUUUCUUCAGUUGUUAAAAGCAAACAAGAAGCUGAAAAGAGGUUAGUGGACACAUUGAAGGAUAUGGAAUUGAUGAAAGAGAAGUUGGUUUUAGUGGAAAUGGCACAAGAAGAGGCAAACAGCUUAUCAAAUAUUGUUCAUUCAGAUCAUGUAAGGCUUGAACAUGAUGUGGCUUUUUUAAAAGCAGUUUUGGAUGAUACACAGAAGGAAUUACAUUCGACUAGAGGAGUCCUCUCUGGAGAAAGAGCAAGAGCAUUUCAGCUACAGGUUGAAGUAUUCCAUUUGAAGCAAAGAUUGCAAUCAAUGGAGAAUAGAACACCAACGCCUAGAAAACCAUUCCAUGGAUGAAUUUAUUAUUACCUCUCAAAUGGUUUUGUAAGAUAUGAUGUGAUCCAUUAUCUGUAUAUUAUUUCCACUUCUCCAAACAUAAAAUUAAACGACAUCUCUUUUGAUUUUCUGUUCAUAUUUUGUUUCAUGGCAAAACCAAAAAUGUGAUUGUAGUUAAAUUAAAUUGUACAACCUCUUUUAUUUAAUCAUUUUCCGUAACAUUUAUAUAUAUCAAAU
Molecule: messenger RNA, 2184 nt
Organism: Lactuca saligna
Lineage: Eukaryota; Viridiplantae; Streptophyta; Magnoliopsida; Asterales; Asteraceae
Source: the annotation of a GenBank genome assembly